AUGAUGGACGUGUCCAGUUGGAAGGAGAUGGAGGUGGCACUAGUCAGUUUUGACAACGCUGAUCAGAUCGUGGAGGAUCCCUGUUAUUCAAACGACCUCAGCCCCGCUGGCCAGUCGCGGAAAGGCCAUCCCAGCUGCGCCAACCUCCUCUCCAACUUGAGAAUCCUCAUCAACAGCGAAAAUGCCAACAAUGAGACCAUUUUCUCCAGGUUCUCUGCCGAGUUCAGUGAGCACCUGGUGGGGGAGAGGGUGGGCAUGGAUGAGGGGGACCAACGAGUCAUCAUCAACAUUGCUGGGCUGAGGUUUGAGACGCGGCUCAAGACCCUCAACCAGUUCCCCGAGACCUUGCUUGGGGACCCAGAAAAGAGGAUGCGUUACUUCGACUCCAUGAGGAAUGAAUAUUUCUUUGAUAGGAACAGGCCCAGUUUUGAUGGGAUCCUGUACUAUUACCAGUCUGGUGGGAAAAUACGGCGCCCGGCCAAUGUCCCCAUUGACGUCUUUGCUGAUGAAAUCUCCUUCUACGAGCUGGGUGAUGAAGCCAUGGACCAGUUCAGGGAGGAUGAAGGGUUCAUCAAGGACCCUGAGACCCUCUUACCAACCAAUGACUUUCAUAGGCAAUUCUGGCUGCUCUUUGAGUACCCCGAAAGCUCCAGUGCGGCCAGGGGUGUAGCUUUGGUCUCCGUCCUGGUCAUUGUCAUCUCUAUCAUCAUCUUCUGCAUGGAGACCUUGCCAGAGUUCAGGGAGGAAAGGGAGUUUAAGUCCACCCAGGAGCUUUCUAAGAAUCUGACAGACACCUUGCUGGCCCACAGUACCUUCACAGACCCUUUCUUCGUCAUAGAGACUGCCUGCAUCAUCUGGUUCUCCUUCGAGCUGUUCGUCCGGUUCAUCGUGUGCCCCAGCAAGACUGAGUUCUUCAGGAACAUCAUGAAUAUUAUCGACAUUGUGUCCAUCAUCCCCUACUUCGUGACGCUCACCACCGAGCUGAUCCAGCAGAGCGAACUCAACGGGCAGCAGAACAUGUCCUUGGCCAUCCUGCGGAUCAUCCGGCUGGUCAGGGUCUUCCGCAUCUUCAAGCUCUCCCGGCACUCCAAGGGGCUGCAGAUCCUGGGGCAGACCCUCAAGGCCAGCAUGCGGGAGCUGGGCUUGCUCAUCUUCUUCCUCUUCAUCGGCGUCAUCCUCUUCUCCAGCGCCGUCUACUUCGCAGAAGUGGAUGAGCCGCAGUCCCAUUUCUCCAGCAUCCCCGACGGCUUCUGGUGGGCUGUGGUCACGAUGACGACCGUUGGCUACGGAGACAUGUGUCCCACCACCUUGGGUGGGAAGAUCGUGGGGACUCUGUGCGCCAUUGCAGGGGUAUUGACCAUUGCGCUGCCCGUCCCCGUCAUCGUCUCGAACUUCAACUAUUUCUACCAUAGGGAGACAGAGAACGAAGAGAAGCAAAUUCUGCCCGGGGAGGUGGAGCGAAUACUCACCAGCGUGGUGACGGGAAACGGCAGCAUGGAGUCGCUCAAUAAGACCAAUGGGGGUUACCCUCGAGACAAGGCCAAAAAAUGA
This is a messenger RNA of Gymnogyps californianus (California condor), 1551 nucleotides long. RefSeq names its product potassium voltage-gated channel subfamily A member 10 (gene KCNA10). The transcript has a single exon. Gene Ontology annotation, cellular component: membrane; voltage-gated potassium channel complex. The record is from RefSeq and is a predicted model, not a curated record. Gene Ontology annotation, biological process: potassium ion transmembrane transport; protein homooligomerization. Bases 1 to 1551 code for a protein of 516 amino acids. NCBI's taxonomy places the organism in Eukaryota, Metazoa, Chordata, Aves, Accipitriformes, Cathartidae. Gene Ontology annotation, molecular function: protein binding; delayed rectifier potassium channel activity.